AUGGACCUGCGGAUCGGGCAGCGCCUGGUGAAGCCUGGCACAGACACCACCCUGCUGGCCCUCAAGCACACCCAGCAGCUGCAGCACCAACUCUUCCUGGCCAGCCUGCACCAGCAGCAAGUGGAGCAGCUCACCCACCAGCACGUCAGGGUGACCAUGGAAUCCCCACACCGUGAAGCUGAGGCUGGGCAGCAGGAGCAGGAGCUGAGACAGAUCCUCAACAAGGACAAGAGCAAGAGAAGUGCUGUGGCCAGCACAGUGGUGAAGCAGAAGCUGGCAGAGGUCAUCCUGAAGAAGCAGCAGGCAGCCCUGGAGAGGACCAGCAACCCCAACCCUUCAGCCAUGCCCUACAGGUCUCUGGAACCUCUGGAUCCUGAGGGCCCUUCCCCUCCUGUGCUCAGCACCUUCCUGCCCCCUGUCCCCAGCACCUCUCUUGACCCCCCAGAGCAUUUCCCCCUGCGGAAGACAGCCUCUGAGCCCAACCUGAAGGUGCGCUGCAAGCCCAGGAAGUGCCUUGACCGCCGCAAGAAUCCCCUGACCCGCAAGGAGAGUGCCCCCCCCUCGCUGAAGAGAAGGCCACCUGAGGCCAUUGACUCCUCCCCCAGCAGCAGCAGCACCCCCGUGUCUGGCUGCAGCUCUCCCAACGACAGCCUCCCGGCCGAGCACGGAGCCCUCCCUGCCGCCGCCAGCCUGGCACUCGAGGCAGAGGCAGAGCGGCGCCCCCUGGCCAGCCUGGCACACAGGGUGCCCGUGCUGAACGGGCCUGUGCUGGGGGCCACUCCCUCCCCACUCUUCAUCCCAGCUGGCUUGGAGCAGCGUGAGGCUGGCAGCCCUUUGUCCCCCCGGCUGCAGCCCCUCAUCAUCCUCGAGCCCUCCGUCACCCACGCUCCCCUGGUGGCAGUGCCAGGGCUGGGAGCUGUGCCCUUGUCCUUUGCCCCCUCGCUGGUGGCAGAGCGUCUGCCGCUGCCAGCACACCACAAGCCGCUGGGCAGGACCCGCUCCGAGCCCCUGCCCCAGAACCCCAAAGCCAUCCAGCAGCACUUGGUCUACCAGCAGCACCACAGCCAGUUCCUGGAGAGGCUCAAGCAGCAGACACAGCUGGGCAAGCGCAUGGCCAAGCCGCGGCUGCGGCAGAUUCCUUCCUCCGAGGACAUGGAGGCUGAGGGCAGCCUCCCCGAGCCCAGGGCUGACAGCACCGACCCAGCUGGCACACAUCUGGAGCCCACACGCCUGGGGAGCAGCCUGAAGGAGCCAGAGAGGAUGCAGAAGGUGAUGCAGCCUCAGGAGGAACUUGUCCUGCAGCAGGCCUACCUGUGGGACUCCUACCAGCGAGUGCAGCAGCAGCUCCUCAAGCCCCAGCCCUUGGCUGACUCCCCCAUGGUGCCCCCCAGCCUGCAGGCUGGGCACAGGCCCCUCUCCAGGGCACAGUCAUCUCCUGCCACUGCCACCAUCUCCCUUCCUGCCCAGGACUCAGCCUCCAAGCCACUCUCCCUGCAGGAGCAGGCAGCCAAGCCUCACUUCACAACAGGGCUGGUUUAUGACUCAGUGAUGCUCAAGCACCAAUGCUGCUGUGGGGACAACAGCAACCACCCCGAGCACGCCGGCAGGAUCCAGAGCGUCUGGUCCCGGCUGCAGGAGCGAGGCCUCCGCAGCCGCUGCGAGUGCCUGAGGGGGCGCAAGGCCACCCUGGAGGAGCUGCAGAGUGCCCACACCGAGCGCCACGUCUUCCUCUAUGGCACCAACCCCCUCAACCGCCUCAAGCUGGACAACGGCAAGCUGGCAGGGAUCCUGGCACAGAGGAUGUUUGUCAUGCUGCCCUGUGGCGGGGUGGGGGUGGACAGUGACACCAUCUGGAACGAGCUGCACUCCUCCAACGCUGCCCGCUGGGCCGCUGGCAGCGUCACCGAGCUGGCAUUCAAGGUGGCCACCAGGGAGCUGAAGAAUGGCUUCGCUGUGGUGAGACCUCCUGGGCACCAUGCAGACCCUUCCACUGCCAUGGGCUUCUGCUUCUUCAACUCUGUGGCCAUCGCUGCCAGGCAGCUGCAGCAGAAGGGGAAGCUCAGCAAGAUCCUCAUCGUGGACUGGGAUGUCCACCAUGGCAAUGGGACUCAGCAGAUCUUCUACAGGGACCCUGAGGUCCUCUACAUCUCUCUGCAUCGCCACGACGAUGGCAACUUCUUCCCUGGCAGUGGGGCUGCUGAUGAGGUUGGUGCUGGCCCUGGUGAGGGAUUUAACAUCAACAUAGCCUGGACUGGAGGGCUGGACCCCCCCAUGGGUGACCCUGAGUACCUGGCAGCCUUCAGGAGCGUGGUGAUGCCAAUCGCCCACGAGUUCUGCCCCGACCUGGUGCUGGUGUCUGCUGGCUUUGAUGCUGCUGAUGGCCACCCACCAGCCCUGGGUGGCUACAGAGUCUCUGCCAAAUGCUUUGGCUACAUGACCAAGCAGCUGAUGAGCCUGGCUGGGGGAGCUGUUGUGCUGGCCCUGGAAGGUGGCCACGACCUGACUGCCAUCUGCGACGCCUCCGAGGCUUGCGUCUCAGCCCUGCUGGGUGACGAGCUGGAGCCUCUCCCAGAGGAAAGCCUGAGGCAGAAACCCAACCCCAACGCCGUGCGCUCCUUGGAGGCAGUGGUGCAGGUCCAGAGUAAGUACUGGGUGGCCUUGCAGCGCUUCGCCCCCAAGCUGGGCUGCUCCUUCCUGGAGGCUCAGCACCACGAGGCAGAAGAGGUGGAGACUGUCACAGCCUUGGCCUCCCUCUCUGUGGCUGUGCUGGUGGAGAAGAGGCCCCGGGAUGAGCCCAUGGAGGAAGAGGAGGCCAUGAACCAGUGAUGAGCAGGGGUGGGCUCUGCUCCCCUGCUCCCAGGCCAUGGCUGCACUCUCCUGAGCCCAGUGCUCAGGCUCCACUCCUGGCUUCCCACUGCCCAUGGCAUUCCCACUCCCCAAGCCACAGUCCUGACGUGGCCUGGACCCUUGGCUGCCACCUCUGCAGCUCUCCCAGCGUGGAGCCACCAGGAAGAUGUUGCCCAGCUCAGGACCACUGAAGAAACCACAACCUCCCUCUGCACCACCUGGCCCUGCAGAGCCAGAGCCCAGCCCCUGGCACCUGGAGCCCCCUCUCUGGGAGGCCUCCCAGGCAGGACCUGCCCUUCUCCAGGGACCUUGGGUGAGGGUUGGGAUGGGUCCUGAGGCCCUGCUGCAGGUGGGGCAGAGCCACCCUCAGAGCUCCUCUCCAUCAGGCAGUGAUGACUUUGAGAAGCUGCCUCGGGGAUCACCUGGCAGGGGCAGUGCCCAGGGUUGGGGACAACCCAGGACAACACCUAAGGACUCAACCCAGGACACCUAAGGACUCAACCCAGGACACCUAAGGACUCAACCCAGGCCCCCUGGGGCCUCAAAGCAGCACACCAGGCUCUCUGCCUUCUUCUGAAGGCUUCCUGGCACCCCUUGCCCUCUGGCUGGGCACAGGGUGGGAGCUGAGUGGUGGCAAUGCCGUGGGGGGGAUGAGCUCCUCCUGCACCAGCAGGCUGUGGACAGCUGUGGG
Indicator indicator is the source of this 3538-nucleotide messenger RNA. It is a transcript of the gene HDAC7, whose product is annotated as histone deacetylase 7. The record is from RefSeq and is a predicted model, not a curated record. Bases 1 to 2826 code for a protein of 941 amino acids. Gene Ontology annotation, biological process: negative regulation of transcription by RNA polymerase II; chromatin organization. Gene Ontology annotation, cellular component: histone deacetylase complex. The transcript has 23 exons. Lineage: Eukaryota; Metazoa; Chordata; Aves; Piciformes; Indicatoridae. Gene Ontology annotation, molecular function: histone deacetylase activity.